AUGUCUAUCUUCAAAACUCUCUUCAGACUUUUCAUGACUCUAUGCCUUUUGUCAGAGAUGGCAAGAAAUGUAUCAGGAGAACAAAUCAUCAAAUCUGUGACUUGGGAAUUAGAAAUAUCAAUCAAGUUUGAAACAACAGUGAUCCAAAGCUAUCAACCUCCUGCUCCUGAAUGUAAAAGACCAUCAAGACCAGUACUUAUUCCAAGUUACAAAGACUGUAACCGUGCUUUCUAUAACUUGGGAUUCAAAGAUGGAAUGUUAAGAACCCAAGACGUGUCUGUUAAACAAACCUAUGGAAACUGUGCUAUUGAAGUCCGCUGCGGGGGUCAUCCAAUCACAGUAUCUGCUGGACGUCUUUUGGCUGAUGUGGAUGCUAACAAGAGUGGAGGAUAUAAAAAUUUAGCAUCAACUUGUUUGGUUAAUGACCAGAUUGGUAAAGUCUUUGUGGCAGGUGGAUGUAGUGUUGAGGUAUGGCACCAUAGCCAUCAUUCACAUUGA
Messenger RNA from Melampsora larici-populina 98AG31, 498 nucleotides. RefSeq lists its product as uncharacterized. The transcript is spliced from 6 exons. The record is from RefSeq and is a predicted model, not a curated record. The coding region runs from base 1 to 498 and encodes 165 amino acids. Lineage: Eukaryota; Fungi; Basidiomycota; Pucciniomycetes; Pucciniales; Melampsoraceae.